Messenger RNA from Fusarium sp. VM40, 1800 nucleotides. The record is from the annotation of a GenBank genome assembly. NCBI's taxonomy places the organism in Eukaryota, Fungi, Ascomycota, Sordariomycetes, Hypocreales, Nectriaceae.
AUGGUGUCCCUCGAUGAGGCUGUUCAGAGGCUGCACGAGUCGAAGCCCCCCGCCACAGACACUUUCACGUACCUUACCAUCAUCGAAACGAACCUAUCUCCCGAGAUUCUUCCAGCCCUUCAUGAAGUCCUUGAAGAUGCUGAACUCACGGCGGAUAUUGGCUGGGACCUCGUGGAGAUGCUGAUCUCUGUCCCCGGGAGUCAAAAUUGUCUUGAGACCAUUGCCCGCCUCGGAAACCCCCGUGAGGUUAUUCUCAAGGUUGUCGAAGUGCUCGAGUCCGACUCGGAAUCAUCUGAGGCCGGUGAUGCCUCUGCAAGCGCAAACUUCAUCACCCUGGUUGGUAUGCUGGGCAUCCUCCACAGAAGACUGCAGGUCAAGGCGCCAUCUCGAUUUCUUCAUACUACGCUACAGACCGUUUACCAAGCAUAUAACCCCCAAGGCGCCGAGACCACGGCCGCAGUGAUUGAUCUUGUGAGAUCUCUUUCCGGAAGAAAGCGACCAGCGCUACCUACAAGACAAUCCAGCGCAAAGCUUGAGACUCCUUUCCAAGAGAGCGACAUGUCUAAGAGCGCACCCGACCCUGAGGGAGACGCAGGUCAAACAGGCGAGGGCGAGUCUGAGCUGGUGUCGCGCAUCUUGCAGUCAUUUGUCACGAGCAUUCUCGAGGCCUACGUCAACUCAAACAGUCUAGAGUGGGCUGCAAGGCACUUGGAAUACUGCAACCCAGAGAGGAUCGUGCCAGGGAAGCCAACCAUGUUGCAAAUGUUCAAGCAGGUUGAAGAGCUCCAGGCCAGAGAUGCCUUGGUUGGACAGUUAGUUUCUGUUGCUCGCGAUUUAGGCCUGGCAAAACUGCCAUCAGCUGAGGUCAAGAAGGUUUUGCAAUCUCCAUUCGCUGUGAAUCCGCUUUCUGUUGAACCUGAUGCCAGGCAUCCCGACGCCAUUAAGCUAUCGACUGGUGGUUUCCUUUGCUUGACUGCUUAUAGAAUGUUUGCAUCCGAUAUUUUUGAUGCUGAUUACGAGCAGCCUGACGCUCACAUCUUUCCUGAACAUCACAACUUGUUCAAGCGAUUCCUUGGAGAUGAGCCUCAGACACAAAUCGAAAACAAUCCCGGAACUGUCGAAGCAUUAAUUGUUAUUGCGCUAUGGCUAUACGAUCAAAAGCGGAUAACUGGACCUAAGGCAGCUGACGACAAGGACGCGACGUUCAUGUCAUAUCACCAUUUACUGACGCUCGUCUCUGUCUUCCAUCCGUCGAUACGGGUACGGAACGCGGCUACCGUAUUGGCAGGUUAUAUCCUCCACCAAGAUCCCGAUGAUGAAGACAGGUUAAAUAUCCUGGAGGAUCUGUUGGAAAACUGCAUGUUCUCAUCUCUGCAAGCAUGUGCAGUAACAUGGCUGCGAGAGGAGAUCAUCGCUGCCCGCAAAGCUGGCUCAAAGGGCCGCUUUGCCGAUCCCGGCUGCCUGGACACGCUUCAGUACACCCUUUUCCAGGAUCUAGAAUAUCUUGCCGAAACAGACAUGGAGGCGCUUUGGGAGUUUUGGAUACAGAACGCACCGUUCCAUCUUCAGGUUGCCAACUUUGCCCUAUUCUUGUUUGGUGGCCAAGACUACAGAAAUUUGGCCCCUGCCGGAAUGGCUGCAGCAAUAGAGCAUAGAUAUGUGAAGCCCUUGCUGGCCGCCGCUCAGCGUCUUAAAGAGGAAGAGGUAAAGAAGAGCUCUGAAGGAUCAGAGCAGGAGGCUGAGGUAUUGAUGCAAUUGGGCAUUCUGACGGAUGUUCUUGAGCGUGUUCCUCUACAGUAG